CUUUCUCAGGUCAAGGACUCAAGUUAAAAAAAGAAAAAAAGAAAAAGACAAAAAACGUACUGCUUAUAUAAUUAUAUUCUAGCUAACCAGACUAGAGCAGUGCAGGUUGUCCUAUAGUCGAUCUCUCCAAAGAUUCUGUCUCUCUCAUUUCUCAUUUCUCAUUUCUUAUUUCCUAUUUCCAAUAUCAAAGAGGAGUGUCUUCUUCAAGCUAACAGUCCUUCUUUGAUGGCUUCUUGUUCCAGUUCAGAGAUGGUAAAGAAAAUAAUAGAAAUAUUUUGUGGCAAGACCAAGAAGAAGAAUAUUCACAAUCACAAGGUGGGAGAGAGAAAGAAAGUAAAAGGGACUGUUGUUUUAAUGAAGAAGAACGUGUUGGACUUCAAAGAUAUCAAAGCUUCGUUUAUUGAUCGGAUUCAUGAGUUGUUGGGCAAGGGUGUGUCCAUGCAACUCAUCAGCUCUGUUCAUCCUGACCCAGCAAAUGUAUUGCAAGGGAAGCUUGGAAAGGUGGCGCAUUUGGAGAAAUGGGUUACAACAAUCACUCCAUUAACAGCAGUUGAAACUGUAUUCACCAUUUCAUUUGACUGGGAUGAGUCCAUGGGUGUUCCUGGGGCCAUCAUUGUAAGAAACCACCAUCACAGCCAGUUUUACCUUAGGACAGUCACCUUAGAAGAUGUUCCUGGGCAUGGUCGUGUGCAUUUCGUUUGCAAUUCUUGGGUUUACCCUGCACAUCGUUACAAAUACAAUCGCGUAUUCUUCUCAAACAAGACCUACCUUCCAUGUCAAACACCUGAGCUGUUACGCAAGUAUAGGGAAGAAGAACUGGCAAAUCUGCGUGGAAAUGGAACAGGGGAGCUUAAGGAGUGGGACAGAGUCUAUGACUAUGCUUACUACAAUGAUUUGGGAAGUCCAGAUAAAGGUAAAGAUUAUGCACGCCCUGUUCUUGGUGGAACAAAGGAGUACCCAUAUCCCCGAAGAGGAAGAACUGGACGUAAACCAACAAAAAAAGAUCCCGAUAGUGAGAGCAGAUUGCCACUUAUAAGUCUAGACAUUUAUGUUCCAAGAGAUGAGCGGUUUGGCCACUUGAAGUUCUCAGAUUUUCUUGCCUAUGCACUGAAGUCCCUUGUACAGAUAUUGCUCCCAGAGCUUUCAUCUUUAUGUGACAAAACCAUUAACGAGUUUGACAGUUUCCACGAUGUAAUUAAGCUCUAUGAAGGGGGGCUUAAGCUACCGAAUGGACAUACAGUCAGUAAAAUUAGGGAACGCAUUCCUUGGGAGCUGUUGAAGGAACUCAUUCGUAAUGAUGGUGAGCGAUUCCUCAAGUUCCCAAUGCCUGAUGUGAUCAAAGAGGACAAGUCUGCUUGGAGGACUGAUGAAGAGUUUGGACGAGAAAUGCUUGCUGGAGUCAACCCUGUUAUCAUCAGCCGCCUCCAAGAAUUCCCCCCAACCAGCAAUCUAGACCCUAAAGAAUAUGGGAAUCAAAACAGUGCAAUAACAGAAGAACACAUAGAGAAGAACCUGAAUGGGCUGACUGUAGAUCAAGCAAUUAGAAACAACAGGCUGUUUAUAUUAGAUCAUCAUGAUGCACUAAUGCCAUACCUGAUGAGAAUAAACUCAACCACCACAAAGACUUAUGCCACCAGAACGCUCCUUUUACUGCAAGAUAAUGGGACACUGAAGCCAUUAGCAAUUGAGUUAAGCUUGCCGCAUCCACAAGGGGAACGCCAUGGUGCUGUCAGUAAAGUUUUCACUCCAGCAGAAGAAGGUGUUGAAGGUUCGGUGUGGCAGCUGGCCAAAGCCUAUGCUGCUGUUAAUGAUUCUGGCUACCACCAGCUUAUUAGCCACUGGUUGAACACCCAUGCUGUAAUAGAGCCAUUUGUAAUUGCAACAAAUAGACAGCUGAGUGUGCUUCAUCCAAUACAUAAGCUUUUGCAUCCCCAUUUCCGGGACACAAUGAAUAUAAAUGCCUUGGCUCGGCAGAUCCUCAUCAAUGCUGGUGGGGUGCUUGAGCGAACAGUCUUCCCAGCAAAAUACGCCAUGGAGAUGUCUGCUGUUUUAUAUAAGAACUGGGUGUUCACUGAACAGGCAUUACCUAAUGAACUGCUCAAAAGAGGAAUGGCAGUUCCAGACUCACGCUGCCGCCAUGGCCUCAGACUUCUGAUAGAGGAUUAUCCCUAUGCUGUUGAUGGGCUAGAGAUCUGGUCAGCAAUUGAGAAUUGGGUUAGUGAAUAUUGUUUUCUCUACUAUCCAACUGAUGAUAUGGUCCGAAAUGAUUCUGAACUCCAAUCAUGGUGGAUGGAGAUCCGCAAUGAGGGGCAUGGUGACAAGAAAGAUGAGCCAUGGUGGCCUGAGAUGAAGACACGAGCUGAGCUUAUCCAAGCAUGCACCAUUAUCAUAUGGGUGGCUUCUGCCCUUCAUGCAGCUGUGAAUUUUGGGCAAUACCCUUAUGCUGGCUAUCUUCCUAAUCGCCCAACUGUAAGCCGCCGCUUCAUGCCUGAGCCAGGCACCCCUGAGUAUGCGGAACUUGAGUCAAAACCUGAAGUAGCCUUCCUGAAAACUAUAACAGCACAGUUUCAAACCCUCCUUGGUGUAUCACUGAUAGAAAUUUUGUCCCGGCAUUCAACUGAUGAGAUUUAUCUUGGGCAGAGAGAUACUCCCGAGUGGACUUCAGAUGCUGAACCACUCGCAGCAUUUGAGAAAUUUGGAAAUAAGCUGAGAGAAAUUGAAAUAAUAAUUAAUGAAAUGAACAAUGACCAGAGAUGGAGGAACAGGGUUGGGCCAGUCAAUGUACCUUAUACCUUGCUCUAUCCUAACACCUCCGAUACUACUAGAGAGGGCGGGCUCACUGGCAAGGGUAUUCCCAACAGCGUCUCCAUCUGAAUUUUUUGGUUUGGUAGCAGCAGUUUACUUUUUGUAAGUUGUGUUAAAGUGAAAGAUUGUGAGAUAGGUUUUUGUAUCCACAUUUUUCCUCUUGAUGAAGGCAAGUAGUUGUGCAUUAUCUACAGACAAUAACAAUGAUGAAUAGUGUGCCUAUUGUUCUUAUGUUGUGAAA
Messenger RNA from Quercus robur (English oak), 3046 nucleotides. Its product is annotated as probable linoleate 9S-lipoxygenase 5. The record is from RefSeq and is a predicted model, not a curated record. Lineage: Eukaryota; Viridiplantae; Streptophyta; Magnoliopsida; Fagales; Fagaceae. Gene Ontology annotation, biological process: lipid oxidation. Gene Ontology annotation, molecular function: oxidoreductase activity, acting on single donors with incorporation of molecular oxygen, incorporation of two atoms of oxygen; metal ion binding; protein binding. The transcript has 9 exons. Bases 226 to 2874 code for a protein of 882 amino acids.